Pieris napi is the source of this 1111-nucleotide messenger RNA. Its product is annotated as carbonyl reductase [NADPH] 3-like. NCBI's taxonomy places the organism in Eukaryota, Metazoa, Arthropoda, Insecta, Lepidoptera, Pieridae. The transcript is spliced from 3 exons. The record is from RefSeq and is a predicted model, not a curated record. The coding region runs from base 139 to 1005 and encodes 288 amino acids. Gene Ontology annotation, molecular function: carbonyl reductase (NADPH) activity.
UGCUUAUAUUAGCUUAAUCCAUUUAGCAAACAGUUUUUGUGAUUAAAAUGAUCCCAAGAAAUAUUGACUGUAUACUGCAUUGGAUAUUAUACUUACUAUAAUUUUCAAUGUACAUAUUAUAUUUUAAUACUUGAUCUUAUGAAACUCGAGAUAAGAAAUCUUAUUAUGACCGACGUUGCUGUAGUGACGGGUUCUAACAAGGGACUCGGAUUCGCACUAGUAAAAAGGCUUUGUGAAAAGUUCCAUGGAAUUGUAUACUUAACAUCGAGAGAUUCAAAACGGGGGUUUGAGGCGUGUAAAAAAUUAAAAGAAAUAAAUUUAUCACCUCAAUUUUAUGAACUUGAUAUUACUGAUGAUAAAAGUAUAACAAAAUUUAUUACAUAUAUUAAAAACAAGCAUGGUAAAAUUGAUAUUUUAAUUAAUAAUGCUGGAGUAUUAUUCCUUAAAGAUGCCUCAGAACCAAAGCUGUUUCAAGCUGAACAGACACUUCUAGUGAACUUUUAUUCUUUGGUAAACUUUACUGAAGCCAUGUUACCGUUAAUAAAAGACAACGGAACUAUUCUAAACAUAUCCAGUUCUUCUGGACACUUGUCAAGGAUACCGUCAAAUUGUAUUCGGCAACGAAUAAGUGCUCCAGACUUGACUUUACCAAACCUAAAAGAUUUAAUGCAAGAAUAUAUUGAAUGUGUAAAAACCAACACCGAGAAUGAAUUGUGGGGUUCUUCUCCGUAUGUGGUUUCAAAAGUAGCUGUUAACGCAUACACCUUUAUGUUAAACAAAGCAUUAAAGUCGAAAGGUAUUCGGGUAAACUGCGUACAUCCUGGAUACGUCAUCUCUGACAUGACGCACGGGGCAGGCUCCGUGACUCCUGAAGAUGGCGCCGUGGUGCCUAUACAACUGGCUUUGAAUCCAGAAAAUGGAGGUCUAUAUGUCUGGCAUGAUGGGACACUAGUUCCAUGGGACGGACCAGAUCCACGAGGAUAUAUUGAUAAAAUUCAUUGUUAACAUACUAUUUUGCAAGCAACAUAUUUUAUAUUAUUGACUAAAUAUCCUUUAUAUAAUCUCAUUCGGUAAUAUUCUAAUUAUGAAAUGAAAUACAGACCUUUAUUGG